This is a messenger RNA of Contarinia nasturtii (swede midge), 1653 nucleotides long. Its product is annotated as GDP-mannose 4,6 dehydratase-like. The coding region runs from base 97 to 1188 and encodes 363 amino acids. NCBI's taxonomy places the organism in Eukaryota, Metazoa, Arthropoda, Insecta, Diptera, Cecidomyiidae. Gene Ontology annotation, molecular function: GDP-mannose 4,6-dehydratase activity. The record is from RefSeq and is a predicted model, not a curated record. The transcript has 5 exons. Gene Ontology annotation, biological process: GDP-mannose metabolic process.
UUUCACAUAAAUCACUUUCAUUGUAAACGCGCACCAGAGCAAACGUGAAAGAAAAACUUUGCAAUUGAAAUAAGAAAUUAAUUUGGAAUAUUUAAUAUGGAGUCAAUCGUAAAGCAAAAUGGUAAUAGUAGCGAGUCAAAAGUGGCGUUGAUAACUGGAAUAACAGGACAAGAUGGUUCGUAUUUGGCCGAAUUUCUGUUGAAUAAGGGUUAUACUGUUCAUGGCAUAAUACGACGAUCAUCUUCAUUUAAUACCGGUCGCAUAGCGCACUUGUAUGCCGAUCCGAGUAGCCAUCAAGGCGGAAAGAUGACGUUGCAUUAUGGUGAUAUGACUGAUAGCAGCAGUUUGGUCAAAGUGAUAGCGGCGGCUCGUCCAACCGAAAUAUACAACUUGGCUGCCCAAAGUCAUGUAAAGGUGUCAUUUGAACUCAGUGAGUACACCGCCGAAGUUGAUGCCGUUGGAACGUAUCGUUUGCUUGAUGCAAUUCGCACGUGUGGACUAGAGAAACAGGUGAAAUUUUAUCAAGCCAGCACCUCCGAGCUGUAUGGAAAAGUGGCUGAAACACCUCAAACCGAAAAAACUCCAUUUUAUCCCCGAUCGCCUUAUGCUUGUGCCAAAAUCUGUGCCUAUUGGGUUGUGAUUAACUAUCGCGAAGCAUACCAAAUGUUUGCGUGUAACGGAAUUUUAUUUAAUCAUGAGUCACCACGACGCGGUGAAAAUUUUGUAACCCGGAAAAUAACACGUUCGAUUGCCAAAAUAUUUUUGAAUCAAAUGGAUUGCUUUGAAUUGGGAAAUUUGGACUCGAAACGUGAUUGGGGGCAUGCAAAAGACUAUGUCGAGGCGAUGUGGUUGAUGCUACAGCAAAAAGAACCGCAAGAUUUCGUUGUGGCUACUGGCGAAACGCAUAGUGUACGCGAAUUUGUAGAAACUGCAUUUGAUGUAAUUGGCCGUAAGAUUGUGUGGCGAGGAGAAGGCGUUAAUGAACUAGGUAUUGAGGCCGGCACGGACAUCGUACGCGUUAAAAUCAAUCCGAAAUAUUUUCGACCGACUGAAGUUGAUCUUUUGCUUGGAGAUCCAUCAAAAGCACAACGUGAAUUGGGUUGGAAACGAAAAGUAUCAUUUUUACAACUGGUUGAAGACAUGAUCAGUUCAGAUAUAAAAUUGAUGCGAACCAACCCUCACGCAUAAUGACGAUUUGUUAAAUUUUCUGAAGAUUUUUGAAAGUGUUGACAUCGGACAGGAUGACUUAAGGAAGCAAAUAUCCCAAUCUUGUGUUAUAUUUUUUUUUUAAUUUUAAACGGUCUUUCAAUCUGUGUUGCUGAAUAACAAUUUUAUGUAUUACGUCAAAAAAUUGAAAUUCUAAAUGAUUAAGGUAAAAACGACUCAUAUGUUUGCUGUACAACGUUUGCAUACAUCUGUGUUCUAAAUAUAGUUUCCAAAUAACAGCACUCUCAAUUUAUGCACUAUAUCGAUGCCGCAAUAAUAAUUGAACCAAAUAUUGACAAAACAGCAUUGAUUCAAGAUUUAUUUAGGUGUUCAUCUAAAUUUUAUAAAGUGCAUUGACUUAACUAAUGUUAUAUUUUGUGCCUCUUAUUCUGAAAAUGUUCUACUUAUAUGAAUUUAAUAAUAAUAAAAUUAUUUUAUGAUAUCGAA